CCGAGCGUGGACGUUGGUUAAAUGCCUCGUACUGCGGUUGAAUCCAGUGUCGUGUGUGAUGUAGCUGUGUGACGACCGCGAGUACGUUUCACUCCGUAAUCAUUCCGAAAAUGAUUAGUAUUUCGAUGAUCCGAAAGUGAUUCAGUGUCGAAGUAUUUCAGCCCGUUUUCACGGCUGAGCCACGAUGAUCGAAUCAAUAGGGAACAUUGUCGAUCGUGAUCACCUAGGGUAUUAAGGUGGAACUCGAGGAAUUAUAAAAUGGCUACAAAAACCGAGGACACAACAUCCAUUGAUAAUACCAAUGAUGGGGAGAGCAUGGACAAAGAGGUAUUAGCUAUCAGUGGAACUGAUGAGACUGGUCAUCGUAUUCCACCUACGUAUUUGUAUACCACAGGUUCAGAAUCAAAUACAGGAAUAUCCAAUCAAGAGCAGGGCAACAGAAGUCGCAAUCAAGCUACGGAAGACCAGUUAGGACCUCUACCUCCAAACUGGGAGAAGGCUUACACUGAUACAGGAGAAGUUUAUUUUAUAGACCAUAAUACAGGUACUUCACAUUGGUUGGACCCACGUUUAUCCAAAUUUCAAAAGAGAUCUCUAGAAGAGUGUUUGGAUGAUGAGUUACCGUAUGGCUGGGAAAAGAUAGAUGACACACUCUACGGUACAUACUUCAUCGAUCAUGUAAAUCGUAGAACUCAGUAUGAGAAUCCAGUAUUACAAGCUAAAAGGGCUCAGCAAAGUUUAGGUGAAAGAAAGAGUCCGAAUUUUACUAGAAAUCCUGAUAAAUUGAAAGGUCAGAGAAUAAGGACAACGCUAAUUAAAAGUUCGAGGGGGCUGGGGUUCACCAUUGUCGGUGGGGAUGAUUCGGUAGAAGAGUUUUUACAAAUAAAAAGUGUUGUACCAAAUGGUCCAGCAUGGUUAGAUGGCAAAUUACAAACUGGAGAUGUGUUGGUGUAUGUGAAUGAUACAUGCGUGUUGGGUUUUACUCAUAAUGAAAUGGUGAAUGUUUUUAAAUCGAUUGGCAGUGGUGAAACUGUUACACUAGAGGUGUGCAGGGGUUACCCAUUGCCAUUUGAUCCGAACGAUCCUAACACAGAAGUUGUUACUACUAUCGCCGUUAACGCGCCAGAUAUUUUAACAGAAGAUCCCAGGAUGUAUAUGGACUUGGAUCCUACUCUACAAAGUAACGGUCGUUUCAAUUUUCUGGAUUCCACGUUCUUGCCAGUACACAGUCUUCAGAAUGGUGAAAAUCUUGCCACUACUUCUGUCAACUCGAUGCCGGAUCUAUGCAUCUCGGACAAGAUCAACACCAUUAAACGACCCAGUAGUACGGAUAUCCUCCUGUCGGAGAGUAGCGACAUCAACGACUGCAAGGAUUCACCGGUGUCUUCCAAGUCUGAAUUUCUUAGCAUCGCGAUUGUGAAAGGAACCAUGGGGUUUGGAUUCACAAUAGCGGAUUCCGCUCACGGUCAGAAAGUGAAAAAGAUUUUAGACCGUCAACGUUGUAAGAAUUUAAUGGAGGGCGACAUUUUAGUCAACAUAAACGACGUUAACGUGAGAAACAUGUGUCACUCCGAGGUGGUGCAAGUUCUGAAGGACUGUCCUCGCAACGAAGAAGCGUUGAUACACGUGCAGAGAACGACGUCGAAGUCGAACGAAAAGAAGGAGAAGAACUCGCAGGACUUUUUUCGAAGUAAAACACCAACCGCUGAUAUCUACAGCACUCAAACGAAAACAGUUGUACCGAGUCGACCGAAAACACCGCUAAUAGACACUAGAAAUCGUCCGAAAUCACCUCCGAAUGCAAUUAGACCGAAUUGGAACGAGCAAGGCGAGAAUGAAUUAAAUCCAUUAGAUAAUCGAUACAAGUACUCCGAAUACACUCAUGGCAUGUAUUACACCGAUCCGUACAAGGCAAACAUUACAAACUUAUCAGAUAAUUUCGCUACAAUGACCAAUCUGGAUGAUGAUUCUGUACGAAACACCGCGAAGAGAGAUUGGGUUACAAAUGAUAAAUUGAACAUAAACAAUGACGUGUAUUCGAUCGAUAUACCUCAUCACGAUAAUAUGUUAAAACAAAACGGAUGUUUGCAUUCGGAUUACUACAAGGAGUUGUACACGUCGCAGUCUCAUUCACAAUACAGCGAACAAGAUUACAACGUGUAUUCGAUUGGUCAAGAGCAGAAUGUCGAUACUGGCGAGAUAUGGGACAAACGUAAAGAAACUACGAGUUUUGAACAUGAACAACCACAUUCCAGUUCUAUACCACGAUAUCCUCAGUAUACCAACGAACUAGUGUGUCCCAGUGUGCCUGAUAUAGAAUGGAUAGAAACAUUGGUUACAUUAGUGAGACAAGACACAGGAUUUGGUUUUAGAAUAGUGGGUGGCACAGAGGAAGGAUCUCAACAGGUCUCAGUUGGACAUAUCGUACCUGGCGGUGCAGCUGAUUUGGACAACAGACUAAACACAGGUGAUCUGAUUAUGUCCGUUGACGGUGAAAGUGUUCUGAAUUCGUCGCAUCAUCAUGUUGUACAGUUAAUGAUCGCUGCAGCUCAGAAUCGCAGAGUUACUUUAGGAAUACGUCGUAGAAUUAACACGCAAGAACAUCUUCCAGAAAAUCUCCAGACUUCGUACAGUAGACAAAUGAAUCAUCAGUAUCCUUACGAUGUGACGGUCACCAGAAUGGAGAACGAAGGGUUCGGCUUUGUAAUCAUUUCUUCUGUUAAUAAAGCUGGCUCGACUAUUGGUAGGAUAAUUGAAGGUUCACCUGCGGAAAGAUGCGGGCGACUGAACGUGGGAGACCAUAUUCUUGCCGUUAAUCAUGUAGAUAUCACGAACGUCUGUCACAAAGAUAUCGUGAAUUUAAUUAAAGAUUCCGGGUACUCGGUUACCUUAACGAUUGGUUACCCUCUCGACGACUGUUGCAGUAACACGUCUCUGUCUCAGAAGGAUGAACCAACGUGUGACGGAGAUGGAGGUCAAUACCAUGCGGUUGAAUUAACGCGAGGAACUCGAGGAUUUGGUUUUAGUAUUCGCGGAGGACGUGAAUUUCAAAAUAUGCCUUUGUUUGUAUUACAAAUUGCAGAGAAUGGUCCUGCAUCUAUUGAUAAUCGACUGAGAGUCGGCGAUCAGAUAAUCGAGAUAAAUGGAAUUAAUACUAAAAAUAUGACUCACACGGAGGCAAUCGAAAUUAUACGAAACGGUGGACCAUCCGUUCGACUUUUGGUUCGACGCGGUUGUCAGAUGCCCUCAGUGGUAGGUGCUCCUCCACACCUCUACGAUAUGAAUAUAUGAAAUUAACAAUUUUUUUUAGUAACACCGCCAUUAAUCCUUGCAAGUGACGAUACUAAUGCUAAUGUUGCCUCCGUAUAACUUUUACCCUGAUAAUUUUACACUCGAAGCUUCUGAUUUUAACAAUUAGGUACCCGCGUAGCACGAAAUGAAAACAAUUUUAAAGACAAUACCAGAGAAAGGAAAGAAUGAUUUGCAAGAGGUUGUUUUAUUGCAGCGAGAGUUAGAUUAAUACUGUUACGCAGUACUAAGAGAAUCAGUACAGAAGUGUCUGGUGCAAAAAGGGAAACAAUGUGUUAUAUUGUAUAAUAUUUUAUGGAGUUGGUUAUACAUAUAUGUAGGUAUGUAGUAAGAUUAAAUACUUUCUUUUUUUUCUUUAUACACGACACAUGGGAAUCAAGUGUUAUAAUAAGUAUUCACAUGUCGUUCAGCUUUUUAAUAUUUGAUACAUAUUAUUAUUUACAUGAGCUUCGAAUUCUAUGUAUUACAGUCUAGUAAUAUACCGAGGACAUGGUUGUUGAUUCUCAAUGAAACCAUUAUCGAAUAGUAUUAAUAUUAAUUUAUAGCAAGAGAUCUUUUACGAACUUUCAGUUGAAGGAAGGGAUGCGUGAAUAUCAUUUUCCUUGCAGCUGCGAAUGUGACUCGUAAAACAAAAAACAAAACCCAAUUUAUAGGGACGAUACUUGCUCAUUCUAACCAAGAUUGGACUGGUGCUAACUCUGUAUUUAAACGAAUCUAAUUACCGAGAGGAAGAGAAUAUUAAUUCAUCCUAACACGUGUGAUAGCUUGAGAGUAUUGUGCCUUGCGCGUGUUCCAAUAUAUGAAUAACAAAAAUUACUAAGUAAACGCUUGAGCUUUUGAAGCGAUUGUAAAACGUUUAUUGAAUUUAUAUUCGUUGUAGAGUAAUCUCACAAUCGACCAAAUAAGUAUUCGACCGAUUGAUGAGGGCACCCCGCGCAGGCAUUUAUUGAAAUUACACGAGAUGGGUGUGCACCCCAAAAAACGUCAGAAAGCACGGUUUUUCAUUUUCUUAAACUGCUGUUCAUCCAAAAAUCGAUAUUUAUGAUAAGCGUGUUUAAUAU
This is a messenger RNA of Nomia melanderi (Alkali bee), 4370 nucleotides long. NCBI's taxonomy places the organism in Eukaryota, Metazoa, Arthropoda, Insecta, Hymenoptera, Halictidae. The record is from RefSeq and is a predicted model, not a curated record.